Molecule: messenger RNA, 1751 nt
Organism: Musa acuminata subsp. malaccensis (wild Malaysian banana)
Lineage: Eukaryota; Viridiplantae; Streptophyta; Magnoliopsida; Zingiberales; Musaceae
Product: probable alpha-amylase 2
Biological process (GO): carbohydrate metabolic process
Molecular function (GO): alpha-amylase activity; calcium ion binding
Source: RefSeq, a predicted model, not a curated record
GGUCGAUUCCCAGCCGUUGGUGCCGAGAAGCGAAGGGAAAGACGAUCAGAGCGCGAGGGGCGCACAAAGAACAAACGCCUACCGGGCGUACAGGGAACCCGAUAAAGUUCUCCGAGGACGAAGACGGAAAGAGACGUGGGAGGUUUGUUUAUGUAAUGGUUUUAGGGAAAUAGAAAGGGGAGAAACGAUCGCCCGAGCGACAGGAAAAAGAAAAGAGAGAUCCCGGAAUCGGAUCCAUUUCACGCAUUAAAAUCGUUUUCUGCUGUCACGGACAAUGAUUCCUGAGCUCGAAUUCGUCGUCCUUGACGCCUAUAAAACGCUCGAGACUAGGCGAGGGAGAGAUCACAAAGACGGCACACAGCGAGCCCUUGACUUGAAUUGUUCUUAGGGAUAGAACCUCUCUGCAUCUGCUUAACUGAAUCAGAGGUCACAGUUAUCUGAUAAUCAUCUAGUUAUCAGUUAUGGGUUACGUUCGCACGGCGGUUGAUGACACACGUCAGGGAAAAGAAUGUUCCAACGGUGGAGCAAUACAAAAUGGAAGAGAGAUCCUCCUUCAGGCUUUCAAUUGGGAGUCACACAAACAUGAUUGGUGGCAUAAUUUAGAGAGGAAAGUUGGUGAUAUUGCUAAAUCUGGCUUCACAUCAGCUUGGCUGCCUCCAGCAACCAAUUCAUUAUCUAAAGAAGGGUAUUUGCCACAAAACUUGUAUUGCCUUGACUCUUCAUAUGGUUCCCACAAUGGAUUAAUAAGUUUACUUAAAAAAAUGCAUCAACACAAAGUCAGAGCAAUGGCUGAUAUAGUUAUUAACCAUCGAGUUGGAACUGCUCGUGGACGUGGGGGAGCAUACAACCGCUAUGAUGGAAUUCCCAUGCCCUGGGAUGAACGUGCUAUCACAUCAUGCUCUGGUGGCCUGGGUUCGCGAAGCUAUGGUGAAAACUUUCAUGGAGUUCCCAACAUUGAUCAUAGCCAAGCUUUUGUACGAAAAGACAUAAUUGGUUGGUUAAAGUGGCUUCGCAAAGAUAUUGGUUUCCAGGAUUUUCGUUUUGAUUUUGCAAAAGGAUAUGACCCAAAAUUUGUAAAAGAAUAUGUUGAAGAGUCAAAACCUGUAUUUUCUGUGGGAGAAUAUUGGGAUAGCUGUAAUUAUUCUGCCCCUGAUUCUCGCUUGGACUACAAUCAAGACAGUCACAGACAAAGGAUUAUUAACUGGAUUGACAAAACCGGACAGGUCUCUGCUGCAUUUGAUUUCACGACAAAGGGCAUCCUACAGGAAGCAGUUAAGGGACAACUAUGGCGAUUGCGUGAUUCUCAAGGGAAGCCACCUGGUGUGAUUGGGUGGUGGCCUUCACGAGCAGUCACAUUUAUUGAGAACCAUGACACUGGCUCAACUCAGGGUCAUUGGCCUUUCCCAUCUGAUCAUGUUAUUGAGGGAUAUGUUUAUAUACUCACUCAUCCAGGAAUACCAACCGUAUUCUACGAUCACUUUUACGAUUGGGGUAACUCUUACCACAAUCAAAUCAUGAAAUUGAUGAACAUUCGUUGCCACCAAGAUAUCCACAGUCGUUCCAAUAUCAAGAUUUUAGAGGCUCGCUCCGAUCUCUAUGCUGCAAAAAUUGACGACAAAGUCUGCAUGAAGAUUGGAGAUGGGUCUUGGUGUCCGAGUGGUCGGGAAUGGACACUUGCUGCUAGUGGAAACAGAUACGCAGUUUGGCACAAGUAGUAUUGUCAUUAUAUAUAUAUAUAUACAUAUAUAUAU